Messenger RNA from Heterobasidion irregulare TC 32-1, 519 nucleotides. RefSeq lists its product as uncharacterized. The record is from RefSeq and is a predicted model, not a curated record. The coding region runs from base 1 to 519 and encodes 172 amino acids. The transcript has 2 exons. Lineage: Eukaryota; Fungi; Basidiomycota; Agaricomycetes; Russulales; Bondarzewiaceae.
AUGUCUUCCAUCCUCUCUGUCCUCAAAGACAAGCUCGGGGAGUACAUGCUCGCCCUUCCUGACAGCGCCACUGAGUGUGAAGAUUACGAGGCCUGGGCACAGGGGUUUGCCAAGCAAGUGGCUGUGUUUGAUUGUUCCGCUGAUGAGCGCGCCACCUCUCUAAGCGCCGGGACCCCGUUUUCGCAGUUCUACGAGCACGAGCAUGCUGACCUCAGGAGAUACCCCAGAGACCACCGGGUGGCCCCGCCGCCUAGAGCGAUCCCUCCAAUGCCCACUACGACCUCAGCAUUACGGUAUCGGGCCGACGCGGUCUUGUCUCACACCCCCCCCCGUCAUCGUCUCGCAUCAUCUCACUCAGCCCCACGCGUAUCGCACGACGACCUCGAGCCUGCUGCACCCGCAAAGACCUCGCCAAGCUCUCGCCAUACGCCUCGCAAGCAUCGACCGCACGGACCUCACCGCGAGCAGCUCCGCGACGCGAUAUCGCAGAGAGCUUUAUCGCGUGCGCUUAUUGGGUAG